Hansenula anomala is the source of this 2673-nucleotide messenger RNA. RefSeq names its product Rsn1p (gene RSN1). Gene Ontology annotation, cellular component: plasma membrane. Lineage: Eukaryota; Fungi; Ascomycota; Saccharomycetes; Phaffomycetales; Wickerhamomycetaceae. Gene Ontology annotation, molecular function: calcium-activated cation channel activity. The transcript has a single exon. The coding region runs from base 1 to 2673 and encodes 890 amino acids. The record is from RefSeq and is a predicted model, not a curated record.
AUGGCCAACUCUACCCAAAUCAGAGGUACAACAACUUCUGGUGUCACCACUUCAUUGAUUUCAAAUGGUGCCAUCUUUGGUGUAUUUUUGGCGGCUUUUGUUCUUUUAAGAUUGAGAUUUUUGAGAAUUUAUCAACCAAAAUCUUCAUUCAAUUUAAUCAAUGAUGAGAAAAAACCUGAACCUUUACCAAGUGGUAUUUGGGAAUGGAUCUUCCCAUUGUUGAAAAAAUCAGAUAAUUUCAUCAUUAGACAAGCUGGUUUAGAUGGUUAUUUUUAUUUGAGAUAUUUGUUUUUAGUUUUCGGUAUUUGCCUUGCUGGAUUAUGUUUAUUUUUCCCAAUUUUAUUGCCAAUUAAUGCUACAGGUGGUAAAGGUAGUACUGGUCUUGAUCAAUUGUCUUUUUCAAAUGUUAAGUAUCCUGGAAGAUUCUAUGCUCACGCGUUUCUGAGUUGGAUUUUCUAUUUUGGUGUCUUGUAUGUCAUUUAUAGAGAAUUGGUUUUCUAUACUUCAAUUAGACAAGCAGUAUUGGCAUCUCCAAGAUAUGCUAGAAAAUUAUCUUCAAAAGUUGUUUUAUUUCAAACAGUUCCUGAACAAUAUCUAAGUGAAGAGGAAUUUACAAAGUUAUUUGAAGAUGUUAAAAAAGUUUGGAUUGCACGUUCUCCAAAAGAAUUACGUUCAAAAGUUGAAGAACGUGAAAAAUUGGCUAAUAAGUUGGAAGCUGCAGAAAAUACCAUUUUAAGAAAUGCUAUGAGUCGUAAAUUAAAAGCUGAAAAGAAAGGUGAAACAUUAUCAAAUCCUGAUGAAAUGGAAACUUAUGUUCCAAAGAACAAAAGACCAACUCAUAGAUUAAAACCAAUCUUUGGUAAAAAAGUUGAUACAAUUGAUCACAUCAAAGAAGAAUUACCAAAAUUAAAUCAAGAAGUUAUGGAUUUACAAUCAUCUCAUAAAGAUUUCAAACCAUUCAAUUCCGUUUUCGUUGAAUUUGGUUCUCAAUAUUCUGCACAAAUGGCUUUCCAAUCAGUCACUCAUCAUACUGCCCUUCACAUGUCACCUCGUUAUAUUGGUCUUGAACCAAGUAACAUUGUUUGGAUGAAUAUGAGAUUGUUUUGGUGGGAAAGAUUAGUUAGAAGAUUUGGUGCGUUAGCUGCUAUUGUGGCUUUAAUUAUCUUUUGGUCUGUUCCUGUUGCAUUUGUUGGUAUGAUUUCAAACAUCAAUUACAUUAUUGAAAAACUUCCAUGGUUAGGAUUUUUGCAUCGUUUACCAAAAGACUUAUUUGGUAUUUUGACAUCUUUAGCUCCUACAGUUGCAUUGGCUUUAUUGAUGAUGUUAUUGCCAAUGUUUAUUAGAUUCAUGGCUAAAGUUGCAGGUGCUCCAUCAGUUCAACAUGUUGAAUAUUUCACUCAGCAAGCUUUUUUCGCAUUCCAAGUUAUUCAAGUGUUUUUAGUCACCACUAUCUCCUCAUCAGCUGCAUCAACAGCUACACAAGUUGCAGAAGAUCCUACAAAAGCUAUGUAUUUAUUAUCUGAAAAUUUACCAAAAGCUUCAAACUUCUAUAUUUCUUAUAUUAUUUUACAAGGUCUUUCAGUUUCAUCAGGUGCCUUAUUACAAGUUGUUACAUUAGUUUUAUUUUAUGUUUUGGGUGCAGCUUUUGAUAAAACCCCAAGAAAGAAAUGGACAAGAUUUACAAACUUGGGAACUAUGGCUUGGGGUACAGUUUUCCCAAUUUUCACUAAUUUGGCAGUUAUUACAUUCACUUAUGCAGUUAUCUCUCCUUUGAUUCUUUUAUUUGCCACUGUUGGGUUCUUUUUGGUUUAUGUUGCUAAUUUAUACAAUUUAACUUAUGCAUUCGCUGAAGCACCAGAUGCUAGAGGUAUGUUUUACCCAAGAGCUUUGUUCCAAACCUUAGUUGGUGUUUAUUUAGGUGAAAUUUGUUUGUUGGGUUUAUUUGUUGUUGCAAAAGCUUGGGGUCCUUUGGUUUUAAUGGCCAUUGCAUUAGGUGUCACUGUUUUUGUCCAUACUAAUUUGAAUUCUGCUUUUGAUCAUUUGAUGACUGUUGUUCCUGUUGAUACUAUGAAACCAUUAGAUGGUAAAUCUGAUACACCAUCGUUCAACUCUGGAGCUAUCAAUCAAGUUUCUGUUAAAAGAUUUUCCAAGGAUUCAUAUCCAGAACAAUCUUCAAUGAUGGAUAGAUCAAGUUUUAGAGGUGUUCAAUAUGAAAUGGGUGAUUUGAGUAGAUUCUCAUUGGAGAAAAACCGUUAUGGUUCAAAUAUUCCAUUAUUAGCCGAUGGUGAUACAACACUGAUCCCACCAGCACCUUUAUGGAAAAGAUUUUUCCAACCUCACAUCUACUUAUCUUAUAAAGUUGUCAAGACAAGAGUUCCAGAUAUUUAUAAUUAUGCUGAUCCAACUGAAAACCAAGACCCAGAAUAUAUUGAACAUGCAUAUGAUUAUCCAGAUGUUUCUAAAAAAAUGCCAUAUUUAUGGAUCCCAAGAGAUCCAAUGGGAUUAUCAACUAAAGAGAUUGACAAUUUCAAAGGUAUUAUUGAAAUUAGUGAUGAAAAUGCUCUUUUCAACGAAAAGGGUAAAGUUGUUUGGACUGGUGCUCCUCCUUCAUAUGAAGAAAGUGAAGGUAUCUUGAACGAUGAUGAGAAAGAUGUCAAGAAAUAUACUUCUUGA